This is a messenger RNA of Nycticebus coucang (slow loris), 756 nucleotides long. Its product is annotated as microtubule-associated protein 6-like. Bases 1 to 756 code for a protein of 251 amino acids. The record is from RefSeq and is a predicted model, not a curated record. The transcript has 3 exons. Lineage: Eukaryota; Metazoa; Chordata; Mammalia; Primates; Lorisidae.
AUGUGUGUGCGCUGGCACGUGUGCGCGACUAGAUGUGAAUCUGUCAGCUCCACUAGAGACACGUCCUCAAAGCCAAAGGCGGCAGCAAAAAGCGAAACCGAAAAUCAAUUUGCUUCGCCGAGGGCUAGAGAAGCCACAACCAAACAAAGAGACGCCGGCUGGCGGGCAAAACGCGCCCCAGCCGCGCACGGAGCCGGCUCGGCACGCGCGGGCCGCCGCGCAGGGGCGCUGUUCACUGAGCGCACCCCGAGGGUGGGCCCGGUCCGCGCGCGCGUGCGCGGCCACACACACACCGCGCUCUCGCCAUCCCGCACCCAGCAUGAAUUCAGCCAGAGUAGAAAAGAGCUGUGCCCCCGGGGCGCUUUCCCGGGGAACCCCAUCAGUCGCUGCGUGCAGAGCCAGGGAAUCCCCGCAAACUCCCCGCGCCGGGGUCUUCCGAGCCCCAGCCUGGGCGAGCACCCUCACCGCGGCGCAGACUCGAUGGACACGCGAAUCCAGGCAGGGAGCUGUUGGAGCAGGCGUGGAUCCCAGGGACACCCCCUGCGCGCGCGCGCACAUACACACACGCAGACCCCGUGGGAGGACAGACUGCCGGCGACCGCUCGCCGCGCUGCCGGGCACACCAGCCGCAGCUACUCACUAGCGAGUCUGUCCGUCAGUCAGCCCGGCAGAGAGUGGAACCGCGGGAGGUGGGACUAUGGAGCUACGGGGAAAGUUGGGAGCCGCCUGGGGACGCGGCCUCGGUGCAGCCGCUGA